Messenger RNA from Oenanthe melanoleuca, 769 nucleotides. It is a transcript of the gene EIF1, whose product is annotated as eukaryotic translation initiation factor 1. The transcript is spliced from 4 exons. Lineage: Eukaryota; Metazoa; Chordata; Aves; Passeriformes; Muscicapidae. Gene Ontology annotation, biological process: translational initiation. Bases 252 to 593 code for a protein of 113 amino acids. Gene Ontology annotation, cellular component: eukaryotic 43S preinitiation complex. The record is from RefSeq and is a predicted model, not a curated record. Gene Ontology annotation, molecular function: translation initiation factor activity; RNA binding; ribosomal small subunit binding.
AGCCGGGGCGCGGCCGCGUUCGCCCGAUGCGUCCUGACGCCCCCGCGCGCCGGCCAAUCAACGCCCUCGUUCGCACUGCGUGAUGACGUCACGUAGGGCUGGUAUAUAAGCCGUCGGCGGCAGUCCCGCCCCCCUGACAGCGCCUCGAGCCGCCGCCGCGAGAGCAUCCUCCGCCCAGAGCCGCUCCCGCCGCCACAGCCGCCCCCGUCGCCGCCGCCGCCGCCUCCGCCGAGGGAAGGGAAGCGUAUCGUAUGUCCGCUAUCCAGAACCUCCAGCCCUUCGACCCCUUUGCGGAUGCAAGUAAGGGUGAUGACCUGCUCCCGGCCGGCACUGAGGACUACAUCCAUAUAAGGAUCCAGCAGCGCAACGGCAGGAAGACCCUCACUACAGUCCAGGGCAUCGCGGAUGACUACGAUAAAAAGAAACUGGUGAAGGCCUUCAAGAAGAAAUUUGCCUGCAAUGGUACUGUAAUUGAGCACCCCGAGUAUGGAGAAGUGAUUCAGUUGCAGGGUGACCAGCGCAAGAACAUCUGCCAGUUCCUCGUGGAGAUUGGACUGGCUAAAGACGACCAGCUGAAAGUCCACGGGUUUUAAGUGCCUGUGGGCCACUGGAGCUUUAUGCAAGAAGAUAUCCUUACCAUGAAAUUCCCACCUGUCCCUUGUCAUAAGUUUAAAACCAGCCGGUUUGUGUAAUGUAACGAUCUUGGGUCCACUGUUGAGUCUGGACUGUUGUAAUUGGUGAUGUAAUAAACUGACACGAGCCCAUGCUA